CCCAACACCAUGAUUCGAGCAAUGGCGCCAGCCUUGUAAAUAGCGGUCGCUGGCCAACCCCUGGGAACCAAUUGUGCGAAAAGAACUUGGUACUACAUCCGCGUUAGUGCGUGGCGUAAUGCUCUGCAAGCUCUUGAACUGCAGUCCGAUGUGCACCAACUUAAAUCAAUACAAACCCCGCUAAUUAUGCCCUACAAGCCCAUGAAAUGCCGACCUCGAUCAACUCGCGUACAGUGGCUUGCGUGUUAGUCGCGAUCGUCGUGCAAGCAGGCCUCUACUACUACUUCACCCGUCGCACCAUCCUCCUGGUCGGCGUCCUCUCUGCACGCGGCAACUUCGAACGGCGCGCCGUCGCCCGGGAGACCUGGCUCAGCGGUACGCCUCGUGUCAAGUCUUUCUUCGUCGUCGGCCAGCAACCCUGCCGCGUACCGCCCGAAGAUCGAGUCGACCCUUACGUCUGCGCCCGCUGGGAACCCAACGUCACCGCGAUCACCGAAAACCUCGAGUUUUACGCUACAACGGCCAAAACCCGCGACUGUUUUCCCCGUAGGCGAACUUUGUACACGGGCUUCAGCUUUCAAGUCCGCCACACGAUCUUGAUCUCGAGGUUGGGGGUCCUAGCCGACAUCCUUAGCGGAACCACAGGUGUCACGGUCGCCCUCAUCAACGCAGUCACCAGGGAAAUCGUCCGCAAGACCGUGAUCAGUUCGGAGAACGGAAAGGAGGAGGACGGCUACUAUUACCGCAACGUGGAUAGGGUCGUUCUACACCGGUACUUCGAAGGUAUCAUAAAUUUAUCCGGGGAAAUCAUCUCGGAGACCUGCUCGAGUACGCUGGCCUGGAACAAUCUCUCGAACCUGUUGUCGUACAAGCGGCUGUACGUGGAUCACGAGGAGUCGCGCAGCGUCGGGUGGUUCCCGGAGGCCGUGUCGGGGGUUGGAGUCCGCUUCGUGAUCUCGGACGCGCUGCCCAGCCUUUUGGAUCACGUGGACGAUGCGGAGAUGCGGCAAGCCGCCUGGGACGAGCGCGUCGACGACGAGCAAAUGAGGCUCGAGGCCGAGGCCCGCAGAUAUGGGGACGUCGCGCUGGUUCCUGUGGUGGACGUGUACAGGAGUCUUGCGGCGAAGUUGCUCGCAUUCUUCGGCGCCAUCUUGGAGAGGUCAGUGGAGUUUGACUUCUUGUACAAGACGGACGACGACACGGUGGCCAACUUGGAGGCCAUCAGGGACCACGUGCCCACGACAAGGCAGAACGUCUGGUGGAGUUCGUUUCGGGAAAACUGGCCCGUGGAGCGGUAUGGCAAGUGGGCCGAAGCGAGCUACAGAGCGUCUUCGUACCCGGCCUUCGCGUGCGGCUCGGGCUAUGUGCUCUCCAGAAACCUGGUCCUGUGGCUGGCGAGGAACAAGAACUCUUUGCACCCGUACCAGGGCGAGGACGUGUCCAUGGGGAUAUGGUUGGCCGCCGUGGCGCCCACGCUCAUCCACGACGACCACAACUGGACGUGCGGGUACCCGUGCCACGAGGGCGUGCCGAGUCCCUUCAACCGGGCCCAACUCUCGCCUGCCGAGAUAAAGAAAGUCUGGACAAACUUCAAAAGGACAGGGAAGCUCUGCUAAUGUCACCGGUUCGUCGUUGGUUCGCCGCCGGUUGAGGACGGAAGGGUGGACGCUGCAACUAGUCUCGGGGUUAUCAAGGUGCCAGAUCCGCUGCGGUAAUAAAUUAUUAUUUAUGUGUUA
Messenger RNA from Ixodes scapularis (black-legged tick), 1736 nucleotides. Its product is annotated as UDP-GalNAc:beta-1,3-N-acetylgalactosaminyltransferase 2. The transcript has 3 exons. Gene Ontology annotation, biological process: glycosaminoglycan biosynthetic process. NCBI's taxonomy places the organism in Eukaryota, Metazoa, Arthropoda, Arachnida, Ixodida, Ixodidae. The coding region runs from base 207 to 1616 and encodes 469 amino acids. Gene Ontology annotation, cellular component: membrane. Gene Ontology annotation, molecular function: UDP-galactosyltransferase activity. The record is from RefSeq and is a predicted model, not a curated record.